AUGAAGCUGCAGCGGCACCGAGGAGCGAAGGGCGAAACUCUCCAGUUUUAGCCGUAAUUAUGAUCUCAAUCCUGGAUAUCUCCACCUCUUCGAUCACGUUCACUUUAGUUUUUAUGUAAUUUCAUUUGUUUUUUUAAAAAUUAUUAUUAUAACUUUAGGUUUUUGGGAGCAUGUUUUUAAUUUUGCGGGACUUGCAGAGGUGCCAGAGGGAGUGAGUUUUGGGCACUAUGCGCCGCUGGGAACUGAUUCGCCCCAGGAAGGCUUAUGGAAUAUUAUAGCCCGGUUUUCCACAGCCUGCAUGCCUUCUGGUCCAGCCCCGUGAAAAAGAAACUUCUCCUGCUCAGCAUCAUGUUUGUAGUCUGGGUGUACAUGCUCUACUCUUGCGUGGGCUACUGCUCCACGGUGCCCGGUCUGGUGAUGGUGCACACCCCCCGGGGAAAGGAGACCGCUCCAGCAACGGGCAGGAGGUCGGACCUGGUGUCCAGACUGCUGGCCAAGCCGCAGCCCUGGGAGGACGUGGAGAGCGACUACGAGGAGCCGCCCAUCAGGACCGCGGCGUCCAGAGACCUGCUGGACGCGGACAGGGACCGAGACAGAGUUCCGGAUCCAAGCGCCAUGUCCAGCUUCUCCAACGGCUCCGGGAGCAAGAAGCUACCCCAGGCAAUCAUCAUCGGUGUGAAGAAAGGAGGCACCAGGGCUCUGCUGGAGUUCCUGCGGGUGCACCCGGACAUCAGGGCCGUGGGAGCGGAGCCGCACUUCUUUGACCGCAACUACGAGAACGGACUGGAGUGGUACAGGGAUCUGAUGCCAAAAACCCUGGAGGGCCAGAUCACCAUGGAGAAAACACCCAGCUACUUCGUGACAAGAGAGGCUCCGGCGAGGAUAUCGGCCAUGUCCAGGGACACCAAACUGAUCGUGGUAGUGAGGGACCCUGUCACCAGAGCUAUCUCUGACUACACACAGACUCUGUCUAAGAAGCCUGAUAUUCCCUCUUUUGAGAGUCUCACCUUCAAAAACAGGACUACGGGGCUCAUUGACACCUCAUGGAGCGCCAUCCAGAUCGGCAUCUACGCCAAGCACCUGGACAACUGGCUGCAGUACUUCCCCAUGGACCAGAUCCUCUUUGUGAGCGGCGAGCGUCUGAUCAGCGACCCGGCCGGAGAGCUGGGCCGUGUGCAGGACUUCUUAGGCCUCAAGAGGAUCAUCACAGACAAACACUUUUACUUUAACCAGACCAAGGGAUUCCCGUGCCUCAAGAAGGCAGAGGGCAGCAGCAAGCCUCAUUGCCUGGGAAAAACCAAAGGGAGAACCCAUCCAAACAUUAAUCCUGAGGUGGUGCAGAGGCUACGGGACUUCUACAAGCCCUUUAACAUGAAGUUCUACCAGAUGACGGGACAUAACUUUGGUUGGGAUUGAAGUCUGAGUCAAGAAAGACUUUCUUUUUUUGUUAUUUUCUUAUAGUUUUUCUAUGGAAUUCUUUGGCAAAAAGUGGAGAUAUUGCUAUAUAUAUGUAAAAUGUACAGAAAUCUAUUUUAUAAUAAUUUAUUUUUAUUUCUAAGCAAUGAAUUCACUUAGCUGCCUAACCAGAUUUGUACAGAACAUCUGACCCACAUGUUGCUUUCAACAUUCCUCAUAUUAGGUUUGAUUUCUCUGGCUCAACACCUGUAGUCCUGUAAUUUUUCGGUGCUACACAAUGUAGAUGACAGUAACGACUGUAACAACUGUGGACAAAACAGUUUGAAAUUAACUAAAAAAGUAGAGAUGCACCAAUCAAUCCACCAGAGAUCAGAAUUGGCCAAUCGAUUCCCUUGAUCUGUGAUCAGCAGGUUAAAUACUAAAUACAUCAAAAUUAAUUUUUUACUAAACACAUCCACACUAAGAGCUCCCACUGUUUUAGGUCUCUAAAUGCAUCAACUAACUGCCUGUAUUUUAAUGCAGUUUUUUUUAUUUUAUUUAUUUAUUGAGAAUCGAUGAGAGACAUCUCGUUUUACGCAUGAAAGGGGAUAAUCUUAUUUCUUCAUUUUCUGUUGAAUUUAAAACUGCUACCUCCUAUCAAAGAAUCUGCAGCCGUUUUCCCCUUUUAUGCUUUAUAACCCUUGAAAGAAGAAUCUAAUUCAGUUAAAAUUGGAAUCGGUAGGCCUGAUCUCAAUAAAUAACAAACAUCAGAAUUGGACAGGAAAAUCCUGAUCAGUGCAUCUCUAUAUAAAAGCACCAUAUUACGGGUACAACAUGCUCCUAGAGAAGUGGAGAGCUCCUAUUUAUGUGCAUUUUUAGUUAUAGUUGUGGUACAACUUUAUCCUGUCACAUUGUGUUUCAGUUCAUUUAUACAAACUGGUUUUCAUGCACUGGCAUUGGCCUGAGCAGCAGAACUCAUGUCUUGUUCCAACCAGUAAUUGGCUGAUCAAUAGGCCUAAUUGAUUCUCAUUGUGUUGUGUUGUGGGUCACUCUGAGUGACCCAUCCAUCAAACGGUAAAUCCCAUUUUGGACCACAAAAGAGCCGAUGGUAACAUUAUGCCUAUUGGCUACAGGUAACUGGCAGAUUGAUCGGGGCCCCUUCUCUGCGUUCUAACUCCCCCACUGGCUCAGAGCAAAGCUCCUGCCCUAUACACUGAGACCAUGCAAAGUCUCAAUCAAAUUUCCUUCAGAGACAUUUGAUUUGUUGAGGUAAGGGAAGCGGGUCAGAGGGAGUGUGUGUGUGUGCCUUCUUUUCAUUGUGAGAUGGAAAACCUUUGCACGAGACGCAGAUGCUUAUCUGCAGAAGAUCUAGUGUAAAGAUGGAAGAGAUGAGAAACACAAACUUAAAAUGGCAUUUAAGCGAGGCAUAUGAAGACUUCUUGUUCAAACAGAAGUCCAUGACACCCAUCUUUGAUUGAACACUGACCAGUUCAAAGGAACUGGAAGAAUUUUUUUUUGUGAAGCAUUCAUGCCACAACAGGAACUGUCCUAUGCUGAGUUUCAUUGUCUAACCUCUGGUGUCUUCACAAAAUCUCAUGUGCAUUCAUGCAUUGCCUACAUUUUCUUGCAAAAGUAUUCAUACCAACUUUUUCACAUUUUGUCUCAUUACAAACUCAAACUUCAGCACAUUUUAUUGGAAAGACCAACCCGAGGUAGAAAAUAAUUGUAAAGUUAAAAGAAAACAAUAUAUGAUUUCCCAAAGUUUUACAAAUUAAAAUUUUUGAAGUUUGACAUGAAUUUGUAUCCAGCCCCCCUGAGUGAAAAUUUUGUAAAACCGCCUGCAGGUUUAGCUACAAAGUAUUUGGUGUAUGUGCCUACUAGCUUUGAUCCUGCAACCAUCAUGUUUCAGUGUGGUUAUGAUCAGUUUGGGGUUAUGUGCAGUGUUAUAUCUCAGCACGUAGGUCAAAACUAUCAGGCAUAUCAGAUUAAAACUGGCUCUAUACAAAUGCACUGCAUGCUUUUCAGAUAUUUUGUAAAAGAAAAAUAAAAUUAAACUUAUUUUCCUUCCAAUUCACUACUAUUUCCUACUGUUGGUCUCGGCACUAUAUAUACUUAAUGCCUAAUCUGCAUCAUCUAAAUCUUUCACCAACACAUCUUAAAUCUCAGCUUGUUGCCAAAAAAUCUUUUAAGUUGCUGUUUAGUUUCACACAAUUCACUCACUAUCUGCAUUUUAUUUUCGUCUGCAUCACCAUUUUCGUUUUUUUUAUGUUGUCUUCUACUUGAAUUCUCGAUAUGCAAGAUUGUGAGGGUGUUAAGCUAUCAGUCUUUGACAUGAUGUUUCUGCAGUGGGGGGAACACUACUAUUUCGGCACAGAGUGGCAUUCAUGUUAUUGUGUGCAAAACUAUGCUAUGCAUGCCCAGUGUAGUACCCGUUUUGUAAAUGCAAGAAUUAUAGGAAGGGAUUGUCAGCAUCCAGAGAAAGGUUUAUGUGUUUACAUAGAGCUCAGGCUGAAUGUACACAAGCUAUGCUCAAAUUAACUUUAAAGGUAAUAUUGUUGCUCCACAGCCCAGUUUGAAACAUGUUGUGCCUCUCUAACCAACACAAUUAGCCUACUCCAUUUAUUCAUACAAAUGGUCACUAAACUGGGUUUUUUCCCUGUUUUUCAGUUGAUACCAGUCACUUUAAAUCAAUGGCUGGUAGCAGAAGAAAUGUUCUUUUUCUUAUGCUUUCUUUUGCUUUUACUCUGAAUUAGUGAUGGUGGUCCAAGUGAGAAUUCGCCUUCAUUAGUGCAAUGUUUGAGCAUUUAUUGAUGAUUUCUCCUAUCAAACCAUCCUGUUCUGGAAAGCACCCAGACACUUUCUUUAACACUUAAAGGAGUACUGCAGUUACAUUCUGGGGCAGAAAACCAUUGCAGUCAUAGAUGACCUCCAUUUUGCUGCAUUGGUUAUGGUUGAGUUUUAUUCAACCUGUUUUGAGAUCUAAAACUGUUUUAAAAUGCUUCUCAUCUGCUUUUGGUAUGAUUUUGACUAGCACAUCUGUAUGUACAAAAAAGGAAAAAUAAAUUAAAUUCGAGUAUUUUGUUGUAUGUACAUCAAAGGAAUUAAUUUUACACAAGGAAAGAGCAAAAUCGGACAGAUGUUUCUAGAUGAAUCAAUAAUGAACAUUCAUCAUAUUUCUUUUCAUGAAGAAAUAAAGAAUAUAUUUUACCAAA
Messenger RNA from Girardinichthys multiradiatus, 4607 nucleotides. It is a transcript of the gene hs3st3b1b, whose product is annotated as heparan sulfate (glucosamine) 3-O-sulfotransferase 3B1b. Lineage: Eukaryota; Metazoa; Chordata; Actinopteri; Cyprinodontiformes; Goodeidae. The record is from RefSeq and is a predicted model, not a curated record. Gene Ontology annotation, molecular function: [heparan sulfate]-glucosamine 3-sulfotransferase activity. The transcript is spliced from 2 exons. The coding region runs from base 265 to 1416 and encodes 383 amino acids.